Molecule: messenger RNA, 892 nt
Organism: Paramecium primaurelia
Lineage: Eukaryota; Ciliophora; Oligohymenophorea; Peniculida; Parameciidae
Source: the annotation of a GenBank genome assembly
AUGACUACUUCAAUAUAAGUGCUGAACUAAUAAGUUUCAAAAUAAGAAUAAUAAUAAUAAGAAUUUUUACAAUAAAUUAAUCAAGAAAUUGUUACUAAUAAUAAAUUAAAGGACAAUUUACAAGAAUUAUCGAAUUCAAGUGAAUAAAAACUAUAAUAGUUAGCAACAAAAUAUGAUGAUUUAAAUAAAUAAAUAGAUGAAGUUUAGUAAGACAUAUAUGGAAUGAAAAAUUCAACUAUAAUUUAAGAUAAAUUAUAAUAAUUAGAAAACAGUAUUGAUACAAAAUAAAAAACAAUUCAUGAGAAAAUAGAAGAAUUGAGCAGCAAUAUUGAAAAAAAGAACACUGAAUAAUUAUCAAAAUUAUAAUAAGAAAAAUAAGAACUAUUAAAAAAAAUUAAUGAGGAAAAGAUUGAAACUAAUUCAUAAUUAGAAUAAUAAAAUAAUAAAUUCGAAUAAAUUAUCAAAGAAAAUAAAGAAGAAUUUACUAAAUAGGAAAAAUCAAUAUCAUCAGUUGCCUAAUCUAUUAAAGAGGAAAAUUAGGCAAAUGCUUAAUUAAAAAAAGAAAUAAAGGAACUUGGAGAUCAAAAUUAGAAAGGAAUAUCAUAGUUGGCUAUUAAAAUUGAUAAUUAGUCUAAAGAAUUAAUUAUAAUAAAUUCUGCUUUAGAAUAUUUGUCCCCAGAGAAAAUUUUGUUAUACCAUUUCAAAAAUAGAAAUCGCUUAGAAAGUUCAAAAUAAUAUUUAAAAUAAAAAUUUGUUAAUUUUGAGAAUGUAUUUGUUCAUUUUGAGAAUGUACUAAAGCCAAAUCUACUUAAAGAAGAUUUUUGGAUCAAAAUAUUUUAUAUUUUACAAGAGAAGACUAAAAAAGUUAUCAAAUAGUCUGAUUUGAUUUAUU